AUGCCAACCCACCAACGUUACUCCUCCCGCACCUCCUCCCCCCUCCUCGUCUCCUCCCGCUGGCCCGCCCUCGCUCGAAUCUCCCUCUCCCUCCCCUCCCGCGCCACCCAUCGAUGGCUCGGUCUUGGCGUCUUCGGCCUAGGAGUACUCAUGGCAUUUCUAUUCUUUGCAGAGAGUUUCUCCCUGCAUUUCACUUACCAGGGGCAGGGGAGGUGGCCUGUAGCUGGUCCAGGUACAGGAGGGUUGGGGUUGGCGAAAGGAAGUGGGAAUCAGGACCUGUCUUGGUUGACACAUGAGGAUGAGUCUCUUCAGACUGCUGCGCGCAGACCGCAGGUGUACCAUAAAGACUCAGGAAGGAUCGUCGUCACCGGCGGUGGGGGCAACAUCGGGAAAGCAAUGGUUCGCCGGCUCCUAGCAACAUCCACCCCAGUAACAGUGUUGGACCUGGUCUUCCCUCCCCAGGAACUAGAAGACAUCUUCCUCGAUUUCCCCGCUGCUCGCCAGUCACUCCACGUCGUUUUAGGAGACAUACGCAACCAGACCUCCCUCUCAGCAGCCCUCACACCUGACGUCGUCGGUGUGGUACACCUCGCCGCUGUGUCCCGUGUCCUCUGGUGCUUGGAAAACGAGCCCGACUGCCUGGACGUCAACGAGCGCGGCACCCAGCUCGUCCUUGACGCUCUUACCGCCCAUGGCCUGCGUACGUCUACCAAACCAUGGUUCGUCCUCGCCUCAUCGCGCGAAGUCUACGGGAACGCCCGCUCUUUCCCUGUACCGGAAGACGCCGAUCGCACACCAGCAAACGUCUAUGGCGCCAGUAAGCUCCGCGCCGAGUCCGUGCUGGAACACCAUCUAUCCCAGCUAGAGAAAACCGGGCGCAAAGCCGGAUCCUUGCACGCCAUCGCCCUUCGGUUAUCGAACGUCUAUGGAGGAGAAUUCGACCACCUCGAACGGCUUAUUCCCUCCAUUGCUACUCAAGCGCUUUCCCACCUCCCGAUCCAGCUCGUCGGCGGCGCGCAGAACCUCGACAUGCUCCAUCUUGACGACUGUAUCGACGCUUUCAUGCUCGCUAUCCGGCGGCUCAGCACUGCCAUAUCAGGCAGUCGCUCGCCUCGUACAGCACUGGAAGCGUUUAACGUCGCCAACGGGAAAAACGAGCGGGCGCCAGAGCUGGUCGACAAGCUCCUUCAUCUUGCAAGGUCAAAGUCGCCCAUCCAGAGACUGAGAGGGGAUAACAGGUUCCCGGACGAGUACGUCGGGAGCACGGUGAAAGCCCAACAGGUGCUUGGCUUCCGCGCACAGGUGUCGAUCGACGAGGGCUUGCUCAGACUUGUCCGGCUGUACUUGCAGCGCACGCAGAGGUUCUUAAGCCAGAAGAUAGGCGAGCAGUGUUUUGCCCACUCCCCCGAUCUGGAGAUCAACACCCAUUUGGAGAAACUCGACGACUGUAUGGUACACGUUACCGCCGACGUGCAGAACCGACUUGGUGUGCUCACGCCCGAUAACCAGAGGCUGGAGAUAAGGAACGCCUACCCUGCUGCGCCUUUCUGGUCUUCGAUCAAGCAAGAGGACGGCAAGUUCAUGAUCCGCCUGAGGGAUUGGCAUUAUCCGUUCAUGUACCUCGGCCUGCGUCCCGACACACACGAGCCAGGGACGGUACACAACGGUGUGGCAGACGACGGGGACUCGUCAGUCUGGUGGGAGGUGGAAGUGGACCCCGCCCAGGCAGCGAUCAAGCUCCUCCUUCCUGGCUCAGGUCUCCAGCUCACCCCGCCAAACAUGUUCAACGGCAACUUCUCCUGGUCCGCUGCCUCCUCCCCUAUCUUCCCUUUCCGCAUCACACCCCUCUGCUGUCCUUCCCCCGCUCCCUGGCCGUUCGCGGCAGAGGAUCCUAUGGACCACUCGAUCGAUUUCCUCCGUACGAGCACUAUGCCCCAGUUCUCGGCUAGCAUCCCAAAAGCCGAAUGUCAGCGGAUGACCCGAGCGCUAGACAAGGUCCGCCGCGAUCUCGCAACACUCAGCCUCGACCUUUUAACGGGAAAGAAUGGGAUCCAGACCCGUCUGGGGCCCGUGAGCGAGUGGAGCAACACGGGUCUCCCCGCGUGUACGAACAUGUGCGACCACCCGACCGUGUGUGUCGAUACUGGAGACUGUCAGUGUGUCCUCUCCUCCUGCCCUUCAGCAAGCAGGUUCCCCUUCUCGGCAUUUGCCAACCUACCUACCCUCUCCUUCCCUCCUAUGCUUGAACCUCCCUCCCAGCAAAACCCCACCGCCCUCCUCGAGAUGGUCCAGCGCUCUUCGUGGCGGAACGUCCUCCGUCCUCAGGCAUCGCGCUAUAUCGGCACGAACGAGCCUUGGCCCAAGAUCCACGUUGCGGAGCACACGCCUCAGCUCAAGACUUGGCUCGAAGGGGAAGGCGCUGAAGUUAGCAAGCUCAGCCAUUAUCACUGUUUUUCUGCCGACGUGAGCAUGGAACUCCCCCUUCGGGAAGUGUCGGUGCCCGCAGAAGAAGCAGAGAUGAUCUUCAUGCCCUUCUACCAGAAUCGCGCUCAGUGGCUGUUUGGCGAAGAAUGGAAAUUCAUGCGAGAGACCAUCCCCGGCCUGGACCCGCACAAAGUUGUCAUCCCCUUCACGCACGAUUUUGGCGCGUGCAUGUGGUGGGAACACAGUGUUUAUCGGGCGCGUGAAGAACGCUUUGAUCGAGCGAAGGAGGCGAGGGACUCGAUCGCUUGGCAGGUUAUGGCUGAUAUGAACACGCCUUGCUAUGCUCCCCUUCAGGACGUCGUUAUGCCUCCCCGGACAUGUGCCAGCCCGCAACUGUACGCCGCGUUCAGCGAUAUGGCGCGAGUGAAGCCCGCGCGCCAGCGGAACGUGCUCGCCACGUUCAAGGGCUCCUACUGGGGCACAGGGGCAAACACGCGUAGGAAGCUUAACUGCGAGAAGCGCCUGCGCACGCUUGAGGAUGUGGCCACGCCAAGACUCGAGACUGAGCAGCGGCUCAUGACUGUUUGGGACUCGCUAGGCGACUAUGAGUCGUACCCUGCUAUAUUGAAUGACACGAUUUGGUGCCCCUUGCCUGAAGGAGUGACUGGCUGGGCAACACGAUUAGAAGACGUGGUGUACGGAGGUUGUAUCCCGGUCUUCGUCGGCCAUGCAUCACAGUAUCCAUUCUACGAUAUGCUGGAUUGGAGCAAGCUGUCGAUCGCUAUCGAGCGGAAGGAUCUUCAGCGCAUCGAGGAGGUGUUGAUGAGCUACACGAUGGAAGAGAUCGAGCGAUUCCAGACCAACCUCAUGCUCGUCCGUGACGCAUUCCUCUACCCUCUCGACGGGAACCAUAAGGAUCAACUGACGAUGCGUGGUCCGCUGUUCUACGCGAUGCACUCGACCAAAAUGCGGAUGUUGACGCAGUAUCCCAGCGACGUAUUAGUGGACAGACCGGAUUGGGCAGAAGGACGGCCUUAA
Messenger RNA from Dacryopinax primogenitus, 3462 nucleotides. RefSeq lists its product as uncharacterized. The record is from RefSeq and is a predicted model, not a curated record. NCBI's taxonomy places the organism in Eukaryota, Fungi, Basidiomycota, Dacrymycetes, Dacrymycetales, Dacrymycetaceae. The transcript is spliced from 2 exons. The coding region runs from base 1 to 3462 and encodes 1153 amino acids.